Molecule: messenger RNA, 1515 nt
Organism: Kwoniella mangroviensis CBS 8507
Lineage: Eukaryota; Fungi; Basidiomycota; Tremellomycetes; Tremellales; Cryptococcaceae
Exons: 5
Coding region: 1-1515 (504 amino acids)
Molecular function (GO): nucleic acid binding
Source: RefSeq, a predicted model, not a curated record
AUGUCUAAUCCCAAUCAUACCGCUCAACCUUCUCAUCAAUCCGAUCAACUUCCAUCAGAUGUAGGAUCGUAUCCUGCUAUGAAUGAUUCUGGAGAUGGGCAUUCCAACCAAUCUUCUGGACAAGUCAGUCCACUUCGACAUGGACAUGGACAUGGACCUACGAACUUUGGAUUUGGUGAUACUCCCAUUUCAGAUAUUCCUACAACACCUUUACCUCACUUGAAUCCACGAUUCUUCGAUCAAGGAGGUCAACCUAUUCGUCAACGAAUUCAUCAAUAUCCUUUUACGUCAUCAUCAUCUUCUUUGAAAUAUCCUCAACAAGCGAACCAUAACUAUGAUCAGUACGCUAAUCAUAACUAUGAUCAGUAUCCUAAUCUCUUUUACGGAAAUUUUCAAUUCAAACCAUUACCUCAAAUCAACCCAUAUCUCCCGCUUCAUCAAUAUCAAUAUCAACAUCCCUCAUUCCAUUCUCAGCCUUACCAUCUACCGUAUCUUGCUCAAUACAAUCAACAACCUCAAUACCCAUCGCAGCUUAAUUACCCAUUCAAUGUGCCACUUCCGAACAUCUCGUCAGCUCAACCCGGGGGGUCAUCCCGUCCUUUCGGUCGACCUGUAUCGUCCAAUAUAGGACCCUCCCAACACCUACUUCAAUAUCAAGCAUCGAUGUUUACAGGUACUCAAGUUGCAAAUACUUUUGGACUCACCCAACCUGGUGUUUCGAUAGACAACCGUAAUGGUAUCAGUAUCAGUGAUGGAUCAUCUUUCAAUUCAGGUGUAAAGAGAGCUUUCAGUCAGGUAGACCAAAAGGAAAAUGAUAAAUCAAGUAUGAAUACCAAUACCGAUACCAAUACCAAACGAUCUCGUCAAAGUGUAAGGAUUAAAGUGAAAAGAGAAGAGACUCAAGGUGAAAACUGGGAGGAUGCUUGUAAAGAUAUGUUCGAGUUGUUUUCUCAAUGUGGUUCAAUAGAAUCGAUCUAUCUUAUGAAAUCGAAUACCGUUUCAGGUAUAUUGAGAGGUAAGAUUGGGAUUGAUUUUGAAGAAAAAUUAGGAUAUCUCAAAGCUUUGAAUAUGCCAGAGGAAAUGAGAGUGUAUAAUUCUGAAAAGAUCGAGAUCAUAACGAGGAGAUAUGAGAUUAAUAAGACCUGGUUCCUGGCUUUUGAAAGUGAACUUCAUCACUUGCAAAAAGAUGCCAUCAUGUACGCUUCGAAGAUUGGUAAACGUUCUGCUACCAGGUUCGGAAUACCUCCUUCAGCAUUGAAUCGUGAUAUCCAACCUGUCGAUCCGGUUUUGAGCGUCCUUCCAUUUGAGGAAUUACCUCAAGAUUCUAGCUUACCUAGGAGAUUCCACUUGGGUCAAUGGAAGAAAUAUAGAGAAAGCUUAAGUACGGAUAAGAAUAAGAUAAAGGACAUUGAACUUGACGAUGAUGAUGGUGGUGGUCAUACGGAGAAAGAGGAAGUAAACGUAGCGCAUGUGAAAGAUGAAGCUGAGAUUGGAGAAGACGAUGAUGGAAAGUAG